GUUUAUUGGAGUUCAACAACAACCAGAGGAAGAAGAAGAAGUAAGAGCUUCACAUUCUGAUGAUGACACACCAUUCUUAUCCCUCAGUGAAAAACCCGACCGAAACAUGGGUUUACUCGACGAUUACGAGACCGAAGAACUCGAUUACGAUUCUGCUCCUAACCAUCGAAGUGGUUUUACGAUUGUAGGAGGAUUUUGGAUUCAAAGGAUAUGUGGCUUUACUUGGCAAGCCAAAUGUUGGGAAGAGUACAUUGGCAAACCAAAUGGUUGGCCAAAGGUUGUCAAUAGUUACUGAUAAACCUCAAACAACAAGGCAUCGAAUUCUCUGUAUAUGUUCUGGCUCAGAUUAUCAGAUGAUACUUUAUGAUACUCCUGGUGUUCUACGAGAGCAAAGGCACAAGUUAGACUCAAUGAUGAUGCAAAAUGUUCGCAGUGCUACAGUUAAUGCUGAUUGUGUAUUGAUUCUCGUUGAUGCAUGUAAAGCGCCUGAAAAAAUUGAUGAAGUGUUGGAAGAAGGCAUAGGUGACCUCAAAAAUAAACCCCCAACUUUAUUGAUUAUGAACAAGAAGGAUCUUAUCAAACCUGGUGAAGUUGCAAAGAAACUUGAGUGGUAUACAAAAUUUACUGAUGUUGAUGAGGUUAUACCAGUUAGUGCCAAGUAUGGUCAUGGGGUUGAAGAUGUCAAGAACUGGAUACUGUCGAAGCUUCCUAAUGGACCAGCUUAUUAUCCAAAGGACAUCGUCAGUGAGCAUCCGGAAAGAUUUUUUGUAGCUGAAAUUGUUAGAGAAAAGAUUUUUUUGCAGUAUCGAAAUGAAAUCCCCUAUGUGUGUCAGGUUAAUGUUAUAAGCUAUAAGGCUCGACCAAAUGCUAAAGAUUUUAUACAAGUGGAGAUUUUGGUUGAGAAAAACUCACAAAAAAUUAUCAUAAUUGGAAAGGAAGGAAAAGCUUUGAAACUGCUUGCAACAGCUGCUCGCCUUGACGUUGAAAAUUUUCUACAGAAGAAAGUUUAUCUUGAGAUUGAAGUAAAAGUAAAAGAAAAUUGGCGACAGGACGUAGGGUUUCUUAAGCACUCUGGUUAUGGGGGUCAAAUAGGCAUUGUAUGACAUGCGCAUGCUAGAAGAAUUCACCUGGCAUGUAUCAUGUUAUGUAUGCCCAAUAAUCAAUUUUGUAAAGCAAGUCUUGUUAAUGCUCUAUAGUGGGUUUGAUAUCACAUUUUGAAUGAUUCAAAGUGUUUCGACAGCGAGUUUAUAAAUCUUUUCACGUAUAUCUUAUCCGCUGAUACUAAACCAAUUUCAUGUAUGUUUUACUUUCUUAAACAUUUCUAUUUAAAGUUAACACUUGAAUGUCCAACAGAGAAGAGAAAACAACAAAGCUAGAAAGAGGAAGGGAUGAAACGAUGGAGUCGGCAUAGCUGCAGUUAUGAGCUCAUUUGAUAGCUAAUCAUUUGUAAACAAAUUAUUUUGAAUGACCAAAGUAAAAGGAUUUAGCCCUUACAGCAUGGUACAAUACAAUGCUAAUAUAAUGUUAUUCAUCAA
This is a messenger RNA of Cicer arietinum (chickpea), 1535 nucleotides long. Its product is annotated as GTPase ERA-like, chloroplastic. Gene Ontology annotation, biological process: ribosomal small subunit assembly. Gene Ontology annotation, molecular function: rRNA binding; GTP binding; ribosomal small subunit binding. NCBI's taxonomy places the organism in Eukaryota, Viridiplantae, Streptophyta, Magnoliopsida, Fabales, Fabaceae. The record is from RefSeq and is a predicted model, not a curated record.